Lymnaea stagnalis (great pond snail) is the source of this 3886-nucleotide messenger RNA. The record is from the annotation of a GenBank genome assembly. Lineage: Eukaryota; Metazoa; Mollusca; Gastropoda; Lymnaeidae.
GCCACGGCUACGGGCGUUGCUUCUGUGACAAGCUGGUGAGGGCUGUGGACUUGAAGCUGAAUAAAAUAUGAAAUUUUGAUCCUUUAACUUUAUUAAAUAAUCCAUGACUCUUUCAAUGUAAAUGCAUAAGUCAAGCUUUAAAUAGUUACAGAAAUAUUAAAAUUAACUAAAUUGUUAUUUUUCGUGGGGAUAAUAGUUUAGUUUAGCGAACGCAAAAUAAUUCUCUCUAGUUUUGGUUUCUUUCACUAUUUUUUUUGAGUUUGUAAUUUGUAACAGUAUCGCUAUGAAAGCUCCAGGAAAUUAAAAAGUUGCGACAAGGAAAUCGCAAACAGAGGCGCAAAUAUGAGUCUCUCGUUGAGGUAAGAAAGCUAAGUGAUACUUUUUGUAUAAUUAUAUGCCGGCCUUUUCUGUUUAACACUCGAAAAUUAAAUAGAUAUUCUCUUACUAAAUCCCCAAAGUUAAAUGUUUAAGUAGGCCUAAUUAAUAAUAGUUCGGUCAAUAUAAUUGGAGAUCAAAAACGUGUUGUUCGCUUGAUUUUUAUUUUGUUACAUGUUGAAACAUGAAUCUAAAUUCUUGCUACUAAAUCAGUAUCACUAACAUUCUAAGACAGUGGACAGAGAUUGAUUUAACUAAGAAUAAGAUUUAUUGACUAAGAAAAAAGACUAAGAUGAACUAAGGAAAGUUGAAGUUGAAAGACCAGUUCUAAAUCUAAUAAAUAAUAAUAAUAAAAUUAAAAGUCAAAAGAACAUAUUUAGGCCCUAAUUUUUGGUUAAUCAAUUUUAAUAAUUUUAUCCGGUCAAUAUAUGGACUACUAUUAAUUAACCUGGUUUAAUUUUAAGAAAAGAGCAUUGACACUUAAUGAUUUAUAAUUAUUUAAAAUUUAGAUUUGUUUACAACAAAACCACAAAUGCUUGAUAAAAAAAAGUCUGAAAUAUAUUUUUUUGUUGCAGAGCAGAGUUUGCCUUGGAUAAGAACAAAAAGAAGAAGAAGCGUGAAUUAGCUGAUGAGCAGAAGCAAGAAAUUAGAGAAGCAUUUGAUUUAUUUGAUACAGAUAAGGACAGGGCUAUUGAUUACCAUGAGCUGAAGGUAUAUUUUAUUAAUGAAGUGUCACAGUCGAGAAUUAUUUAUUUGUUUAGACAGAUCCAUCAUUUCUUUACACAAAUGUUGCUUCUUGUUUACUCAAAAGAGUUUAAGCUCCAUAAUGCACUGGUCUAUCUGGUGAUCAUGUUUGUCUCUCAGUCAAUAGGUGUUGGUUUCAAAACAGUCUGCCCCAACCCCAGCUGUACACAUUCAUUUUUAUUAUAAUUAUAGUUAUAUCUGGAAAAGUCAGCUCACCAAAAAUUAAUAAAUCAAGGUAUAUAAUUAUGUAUCUGGCAUCCUUCCAUCUUCAUGAGAUGAUUGAUGGAUUAGCUAUUGACACAUCAUCAAAUUGUUUACGAGCCCGAUGUACUGGAAUAGCAGUCUCGGCUGCACUUCUUGCAGGAGAAUCUUGACUUGUGGUUAACUUUGGCCUUCAAUAAUGUUCUUUUUGUUGCAAGGGCUUUGUUUCUUGCAUCCUCUGCAUGUUUUACACCCUCACACACUGCUGUUCGCCAGCCAGAGCGGUGCUCAGUGAUAAUCUCCCAUUCGUUGAUUUCUAUGUUGGAUUCCCUCAUGUUCAUUUCGCAAACUUCCUUAAAUGGCAGCUGUUUAAUAAGUCUUGCCCCCAACUGCCAACUUUCUGCACAGCAGGUUCCUUGGACUGCUGCCUUCCUCCAUUCUCCUUACAUGGCCUAGCCAGUGAAGAUUUCUCAUGCUAAAAGCGGACAACAAUUUACAUAUUUUGUUUGGCAUGUUCCAAAACUUAUGUGUUAGUCACCUUGUCCUGCCAUUGAAUUUGCAAAAUGCGGCACAGACAUAUUUGGUGGAAGUUUCCGCUCAUGUCUGACAUGUGUAGUCCACACUUCACUGUGUGUGGGAUAGCCAAUUUUGUGCAAGAUACUGAACAGGCCACUCUGUGAAAGCAAUGUGAAGAGGCCUAUACUGUGCAUGACACUUCUCAUGCAAAAAUAGAAGAAAAAUCUUUGCCUGCAUUUUCCAGUAGGAUAAUUUGACCAUGUCUAUGUGAGAUAUCUGUAGCACAAUGUGUCAAAUGAAACUUCCUUUUUUAAUUAUUUUAUAUUUAUGCCUUAUUCAAGAAAUCGCUUAGGCAUGUUUUUCCAUACCACUACUGCCUUUACAUUUGAUCCUUAAAGGAAAAUAGAAAGUAAAAUAUUUGUAUCACUUUCACUCCACCUUUCAUCGCCCCUGUUCAAACCUGCACAUAAUUUAGAUGUCACAAAGAAACAUUUAAGCGAUGAAGAUUUAGUGUUAGUUAUCAUGUUGUCAUCCCCUGUACAUUUGAACUACUGUGUUUGUAUGCACUGGUUGAACUGUGUCAUACAUUGUCCUUAAAUAGGUUGCAAUGCGAGCUCUGGGCUUUGAUGUAAAGAAAGCAGACGUGUUGAAGAUUUUAAGGGAUUACGACAGGGAAGGAAGUGGGAAGAUAUCUUUUGAUGAUUUCAGUGAAGUCAGUAAGUAUGGUGAAAUGUAUGACUAAACUCUGAAGAAACUUUACAUGCCUUGAUAUCGCUAUGUAUUUUAAACAAGCUUUUGUUGAGAUGCUCCAAACUUAAAUAUUUGAAAUUUUGCUUCUUUCACUUUACCUUUCCAAAAUUUUAGAGGGAGACUUAAAUACCUUUUAUAAAACAUGAGAACCUUAUCUAAUUAUUUUUUUGGCAUAAUUAUUACCUUACUAAAAAUGAUCUUCCCAUGAAAAAAGUCUGAAUAACCUAAUUUUAAAAAAGUAAGCUUUAGCUACUAUAUAUCUAAAUGAAGAAAUGGUUUUUUAUUGAAUAUACUUGCAAUUUAAAUGAUACAUUUGUACUUUUUUUCCUUGACCAGUGACAGAUAUGAUGCUUGACCGUGACCCCCAAGAAGAAAUCUUAAAAGCCUUUAAGCUGUUUGAUGAUGACACAUCAGGAAAAAUAAGUCUGCGCAAUCUCAGGAGAGUAGCCAGGUAUUUCCAGGUCUUUCGCUCAGUGACUGUAGCACAUCAGGGCUGUUUCAGUGACUGCAGCGAAGCAGGGCUAUAUAAGUGAUUCUCGCACAGCAGGGCUAUCUAAGUGACUGUAGCACAGCAUGGCCAUUUACGUGACUGUAGCACAGUAGGGGCUAUUUAAGCUUAGCACAUUCAAUGUCAUUGAAAAUCAAAAUAACACUGUCAUGAAGUGAUUGAAUUUGAAACCACUAAAGAUGUCCAAACCAUAAUGAAACUAAGACAUACAAUUUUUUUCCUAAUACUCACAUGUUUUAAAUGUGGGAUCUGGUAUAACUAGGUUUUGGUGUCAUAGCCCUGUGACAAUAUUCUGAUGUUAACAUUCUAAUCUAGUUUUGGGGGGGGGGGGGGGGUCGUCUUUGCACUAUCAUUUUCUAAACUGUCACUUAACCCCAAAAACAAUACAUACUGGUAAACCUGUGAAAUUGUAUCAGAGACAGAAACUUUUAAUUUUAAAUGAGUCAAAAUUGCCAACUGUAUCAUUACAUCCAUUUUGGGAUAAAGAACCGUGAAAAUCAAGAACUGUUUGAAAUAUAAAGUAUAAAAAUGCAUGAAUUUUAAAAUAAUUGCCACAAAGUUGCUUCACUCUGAACACACAAUGAAAAAAAAACUGUUCAAAAGCUCUUGAAUUUAGUUAACUUUUUUAAAGACUUAUUUCCCUUUUGUUUGCUAAUAUUUGGGCUAGUAUAUUUGUAUGAUGUAAUACUUCACAGGGAACUAGGAGAGAAUAUGACAGAUGAAGAGCUGAGAGCAAUGAUAGAUGAAUUUGACAGGGAUGGAGAUGGAGAGAGUGAGUACAAAAUUAAAUAA